AGCGCCUCUAGUAUUACCCAUUUGAAUAAAAAAUAUAGCAUAAUAUUCACCUUAGUAGAAAAGCUAUAUCGUCUACUCAGAAUAUAUGGAGAUGACAUUGCUAAUAUCAUAUUGUCGAGAUAGUCUACUUUAAGAAAAUGAGUCAUUUCACUGUAUCUAACGCAGAUGACAACAUCACUGUGAUAAAUAGUAUGAAGCCAACACUUGACAACAUUACUGUGAUAAAUAAGCUUUGACACGGCCAAGGAUAUCAGCAACAACUUUAUUUUUCUUUUUUCUCUUACCUUCAAUAGUCUAAAAGCUAUCAUCAGGUUAGUGGGGAUAACAGUCUGAUGAGAGUUCCUUAUAGUUCAAACACUUUAUAACCUAGAAUGAAACAUACUGAACAGAAAAGCUAUUUUGAUGGCGCUAACAUAACAAGGGUUCCAAUUCUACGGCAAAACUUGAAGCGUACUGCUAGCGAAAGCUCUGAGAAUCCUCCCUUAAAAAGGCCACGUCUUGUACCAGAAUCUCCUGAACUCUUAUACAACAGCUUCUUGCGUUCUAUUCAUGAUUAUAUAAAGGCCACCGUUGACUCCACUACUAAAAAAAGCAAAAAUAUGGAAAGGGAUCUUAACAAGUUGGAACAAAAGUUGCUCAAUAUCAAAGCCUUACCAAGAGGUGUCUUGACACAAGCUGCAACAUAUGCAAGCUGUACACCUACUGUCCUGAGAGAUUAUUUGGACAAAAAUUCCAUAAAAAAGAAUGAUGUAGUUUUUAAAGAAUACGUUGAAGGAAACUUUCAUUCUAUAGCAAGAGACCUAAGGGAAGAAGUAACAGAAAGGGAACACGACGAUACAGAACCCGAGGUUCAUUCUGUUGAUAUAGAGUAUAGAACUUGUAGCGUGGCAGUAAAUCGCAUAAUCAGAAACGAUCUACCAUUAGAGAUAAAACAAGCUAUUUUGGAAAAACUUGAAAGCACUCUUACGCAAGCCUCUGAUUACAUUAUAAACAUCACGUUCAUAAUGAAUAUGGUUCUGCUAGAGUUACGAAAUUGCGAUAUGAUCACAUAAGGCUCUUUUAAUAUCGCAAAUAUACUUCCAGAUGGCUUUUUACCCAGCCAAGACUAUACUAUAUUGCAUACCAUUGGCCCUCUUUCCGUAGCAGAUCCUUUUACGAAGGACUUUAACAUGCUUAUGAAUCAUCAGCACAUUGGUUUGAUACAUUCUUACUACUUUG
Rhizopus microsporus ATCC 52813 is the source of this 1218-nucleotide messenger RNA. RefSeq lists its product as uncharacterized. The record is from RefSeq and is a predicted model, not a curated record. The transcript has a single exon. Lineage: Eukaryota; Fungi; Mucoromycota; Mucoromycetes; Mucorales; Rhizopodaceae. The annotation marks the transcript as partial.